AUGGCACCUACGUGGGCUCACCUCAUCCAAUUCAUUGCCGAAGAGGAUGGACAAGUGCAUUUAGGGCAAGUGGACGAGACAGAAUUCCCUGAUGUGGGACUUGCCAUACUCAAUGGGGAGAGAGUGACCGCCAAGGAGAUCAAGGGCUCUAUCUUUGAUGGCGUGGUUCGAGACAAGGUUCCCAGCGUCGCUCGGAUCUUGGCUCCUAUCAGCAUGGAGGAAGUUCCCAUCAUUCGCUGCAUGGGGCUCAACUACCGCGAUCAUGCAUUGGAAGCCAAUAUGCCCAUCCCAGAUGUGCCUGUGCUUUUCAUCAAGCCACGCACCGCUCUGAAUGGCCCGUAUCCCGCGAGGAUCAACGUGCCAAAGAUCGCUCAGGAUGGGACAAGCGACUAUGAGGCCGAAUUGACCAUCAUCCUCUCCAAGGAUGGGAAAGACAUCCCCGAAGAAGACGCUAUGGAUUACGUGCUUGGUUAUACUUCCAGUAACGACGUCAGUGCGAGGGCUCAACAGUGGAAGAACAGCCAAUGGUCAUUCGCCAAAGGUACUUUAUUAAUUCUUCGAUGA
Penicillium longicatenatum is the source of this 564-nucleotide messenger RNA. RefSeq lists its product as uncharacterized. Lineage: Eukaryota; Fungi; Ascomycota; Eurotiomycetes; Eurotiales; Aspergillaceae. Gene Ontology annotation, molecular function: catalytic activity. The transcript is spliced from 2 exons. Bases 1 to 564 code for a protein of 187 amino acids. The record is from RefSeq and is a predicted model, not a curated record.